This is a messenger RNA of Hydra vulgaris (swiftwater hydra), 2214 nucleotides long. RefSeq names its product F-box/LRR-repeat protein 2. Gene Ontology annotation, cellular component: cytoplasm. Lineage: Eukaryota; Metazoa; Cnidaria; Hydrozoa; Anthoathecata; Hydridae. Gene Ontology annotation, molecular function: protein binding. The record is from RefSeq and is a predicted model, not a curated record.
UGAAAGGUUUACAAAGAUUUCACUAAAUUGAUUUGAAAGAUGUUUAUAUACAUAAAAUGAUUGUAAUUUAUAUUUGAAAAGUUUGCAUACCUUGUGCAGACUUCUUCCAUGCAUUCAAAUCACACAGUAAUAUCAGUUAGCAACGGAAGCGCAGGAAGUAAAGGAAGAAGUCGUUUUGAGGGUUAUCUUUCUGACACUUUGACAGGAUUAAUUAAUAAAAAACUACACAAGGAACUUUUUUUAAGGAUAUUUUCCUACUUAGAUAUUGUUAGUCUUUGCAGAUGUGCCCAAGUUUCUAGGACAUGGAAUGUUUUAGCUUUGGAUGGGAGUAACUGGCAAAGUGUCAAUCUUUUUAGUUUUCAAAAGGAUGUCAAGACAUCAGUUAUACAGAGUCUCUCCAGAAGAUGUGGUGGUUUUUUAAAAUGCCUAAAUCUUGAAGGAUGUGAGGGAAUAGAAGAUGAUGCAUUAAGAACUUUUUCUAAUGAGUGUCGCAAUAUUGAAGAGUUGGUUCUUAAAGAUUGUCGGAAGAUAACAAACAAAACAUGUAUCUUUCUUAGUGAUUCUGCAAGCCGCUUAACAACACUCAGCAUUGAAUCAUGUGUAGAGAUUAGUGAUCGUGGAUUGUCACACAUUGGAAAAGGUUGCUCCAAGCUUCAGAACCUAAAUAUUUCUUGGUGUCAAAGUUUAACAUCAGCGUCUCUGUGUGAUAUUGCUAAUGGUUGUCCUUUACUAAAAAUGUUAAUAGCUCGUGGUUGUGUUAAGAUUUCUGAUGAAGGUAUUUUAGCUAUUGCACAAAAAUGUUCUGAUCUUAGGAAAUUGGUUGUUCAAGGAUGCAAUGCAAUAACAGACAAUUCCAUAAAAUUAAUUGCAGAGCAAUGCAAAGAUUUAGAUUUCCUAAGCAUAUCUGAUUGUGAUUUGCUGUCUGAUCAAUCACUUAGAUAUCUCGGCCUUGGGUGUCAUAAACUUAGAAUUUUAGAGGCAGCGCGGUGCUCUCUAUUUACAGACAAUGGUUUUUCUGCACUUGCUGUUGGUUGCCAUGAGUUACAAAGACUUGAUCUUGAUGAAUGUGUUUUGAUAAGUGACCACACCCUUCACUCAUUGUCAUUAAACUGUCCUCAUAUUGAAACAUUAACAUUAUCUUAUUGCGAACAAAUAACAGAUGAAGGAAUUCGUUAUAUUAGUGGUGGUCCAUGUGCUAUAGAACAUUUGAAAAUUAUUGAAUUAGAUAAUUGCCCAUUGAUUACAGAUGCAUCUUUGCAACAUUUGAUGAAUUGUCAAAUGCUGAAGAGAAUUGAGCUUUAUGACUGUAAUAACAUAACAAAAGCUGGGAUAAGAAUUUUAAAAAGUCGUUUGCCUAAUAUUCAUGUUCAAGCUUAUUUUGCUCCAAUAACGCCCCCUGUUACUACUGGAGAUAGACAACGGCGUAUUUGUAGAUGUUGUUCACUCUUUUGAAUUGUUAACUAUUGAAUCUAUUGUAUAUCGAUAAGUAUAAAUAUAUCUUAGAUUAUUGUAAAUAUUUAACAAUCUUACAAAAUUAUUUUUAUUCGAAUUGAUUUUUACUUUUGUUUAAUGGUAUAAAAGCGAGUAAAAAUAUUUUCUUCAUUUUUGCGAAUUUUGAUUUCUUUUGGUUUUGCUGAAGUUUUUUAAAAAUUCUUUAUUUAUAAGUUUUGUUUGUGUAUAAUUUGUAGUUGCAUUAGUUACUCAAUCCCAUUCUUCUAAGAAACUAGAAACUACUCUACUCCCCAUGCCGUUUGAUUAAGAUGGAAGUUUGUUAGUGGUUGUUUAUAAGUUAUAUCACGUUACGUUUAAAAAAUAAAAAGAAGUAGUAACGCCCAGGGUUUUAAAAGAUUAUAACGUUUUAUAAUCCAUAAAAAGUUUAUAAUCUGAGCAAGAUAGGUAUCUAUCUUGGUGGAUAAGAUAAGAGAUAAGAUAAGACCACUUCUAUUUAAAAGUUACAUUUUAGCAUGAUAUAAAUUAAAAGUUAUAUUUUUAGCGUGACAUAAUUAAUAAACAGCUCUUUGUCGAACACGUUUUUUAUUUUUUUAAAUGACAUGACGAGUAAAUGGGAUGGGAAACCAAUGAAACUAAAUCGAGUAACUGCAACAAAAAAGCUAUUUUUUACUAUAUUCUUUGUUCUAAAAGAUUGUAAACAAUGUAUUAACGAUUUAAAUGUGUACAUAUAUAUUUUUAAAAAAACAUAUUUUUUAAUUUUUA